Messenger RNA from Belonocnema kinseyi, 992 nucleotides. RefSeq lists its product as uncharacterized. Lineage: Eukaryota; Metazoa; Arthropoda; Insecta; Hymenoptera; Cynipidae. The transcript is spliced from 5 exons. The record is from RefSeq and is a predicted model, not a curated record. Bases 266 to 820 code for a protein of 184 amino acids.
GCAGGAAACCCUCAACACUGGAACUAAAACCCAGCUUUGGCGUAUUUGCAAGAAAUCCCAAAAAUGUGAAACAGAGAAACUGCUCGGACAAUUGACACAAUUCUGCAUAGAAUUGCUGCAGCCAUCGGCAGUUAUUUGCAAUACACAAUGUGGACACAUAUUUCAUUUGGAAUGUUUGACUCGUUGGCUGCAAAGCAAACAAUCAUGUCCGCAAUGUCGAAGAGAUGUUACUGCAAACGAAAUAAACAGGGUUUAUUUAAAUUUUAUGAAUAAUGAUGGAGCCGAAGAUGUGAUCGAAAGAUUGAGAAGCAGAGUGGAAUGUUUGGAGCAGGAAUUGGCCCUAAAACAAAAGGAGCUGAUUAGUCAGAACUUAAAGGCAAAUACCUUAGAUAAGCAGGUUCGGGGUCUUCGUAGAGAGGGCAUAAAAUGGAAAGAAGAAAGAUUAUUGUUGAAAAGUACAAUUUGCUCACAGCAAAAACAAGCACAGUUGAUAUUUAAGGACAUGGAAAAAUUGAGAAAAAACCUCGAAUUAUACCGCAAUGUAAAAUUUUUGGUGAAUUGUGCUGUCGAUGAUAUCAAAGAAAUCUUCAGUGAGACAGAAUCUCGUGAAACUUUAAUUACUUAUAUCAAAGUUAUGAAACUGAGGACGCUGAAAUUACAACAAUCCGUUAUGUCGAUAUCUCACGAGCGAGACUUAUUGUCUAAUCAGCUACAUCAAAAAAAAUCGAUGCCUGAAAUGUUUCCCGCAGCAAUGAAGGCAAAAAAGCCCAAAUUGGAAGAAAAAUCUAUGGACGAGAAAUUUAUAAUUGAUCUGACAUAAAUAUAAAUUAAAAUACUUGUUUUUGCUUUUUUCUUCGUAAUAAUUUCGGACUGAAAGCUUUGAUCUAAAACCACGCCUAUAAUUAAAUUAAAGCUCAUAAGUGUAUUCAAUACUAAGAAUAUUUUUAGAUUUAAAUGAAUUUAACUUUGUACUGAUUGCCAUCCUAAAUUUC